AAAAUAAAAUUAAAAAAACACUUUCAUCUGAGGUGUGCUGUAAAGAUUAGGGUUUCAAUUUGGAACUCCGACCGAAUUCUAAGCGGCAUGGGAGGAAGGAAGGAGAAGUCGAAAGCCAAGGCAAGAGACGAUGAAUCAAUCGACAAUCUCGACCGCGAUUCCACUCCAUCACUCGUAUUCAGCGGCAGCGACGACGACGAUGAAGAAGCCAAUCAAGAUCUGAGCCUGAAGAUCGUUGAAAAAGCUCUACGAACGCGAGAAUCGAAACUCACCUCAAACGACGCCGUUUUGCCUCCGCAGCAAUCUGACCUUCUGAUGCCGCAAAUGGAUGAUGCUUCUAUUGAGCCAAAUCAAAGUGUUUUAAUUGCUGCACAACAAGAGGUGGAAGAGAUAAUCAAAACUACAGAGAAGCAUGAAUCUGUGGAACUGGAAGCGAGUGUGGAUCAGAUAGGUGACAACAUGGUUCUGCGAAAGCUGCUUCGUGGUCCAAGAUAUUUUGACCCUCCAGAUAGUAGUUGGGGAUCAUGCUAUAAUUGUGGUGAGGAAGGUCAUGCUGCUGUAAACUGUACAGCAGCGAAGCGGAAGAAACCAUGCUAUGUAUGUGGCGAGUUGGGACAUGCUGCAAAACAAUGUUCUAAGGGCCAGAGUUGCUACAUAUGCAAGAAAGGUGGUCACCGUGCAAAAGACUGUCCAGAGAAGCACAUGACUGCACGGGCUUCUAAAAGUCUGACGGUAUGCUUGAAGUGUGGAAAUUCUGGGCAUGAUAUGUUUUCAUGCAGGAAUGAUUAUUCACCGGAUGAUCUCAAGGAGAUUCAAUGUUAUAUCUGUAAGCUAUUUGGCCACUUAUGUUGUGUCAAUGCUGCUGAUGUAAUACCGGGAGAAAUUUCUUGUUACAAAUGUGGUCAGAUGGGUCAUACUGGUUCGGCAUGUUCAAGGUUGCAAGGUGAGACUACUGGUACUGCCACACCUACCUUGUGCUAUAGGUGUGGUGAAGGGGGGCAUUUUGCUCGAGAAUGCACAAGUUCUAUCCGUGUACAAUUGAUGCAGGCAUGUUCGAAGUUUCAAAGUGAGACUACUGGUGCGGCCACACCUACUUUGUGCUAUAGGUGUGGUGAAGGGGGACAUUUUGCCCGAGAAUGCACAUAUUCUAUCAAGGCUGGGAAGAAGAAUAGUGAAUUCUCGAACACAAAAAAUAGAAAAUCCUUGAAAGAAAAUGAGUACACGGGACAUUGGUCUGCACCUCUCGAUAUGGGUAAGACGCACAAAAAGAAACGGCCUCAUACAGACGAAAGAGGCUUUACAACACCUAAGAAAUCAAAGAGGAGAGGUGGCUGGAUGACGGAGUUUCCUACAGAAGAAAGAAGCUAUACAACACCUAAGAAAUCAAAAAGUAGAGGUGGCUGGACAAUGGAGCUCCCUACAGAAGAAAGAGGCUUUACAGCCCCAAAGAAAUCAAAGAGUAGAGGUGGCUGGACAGGGGAGCAUUCUGCUGAAGAAAGAGGCUUUACAACCCCCAAGAAAUCAAAGAGCAAAGGUGGCUGGACAACGGAGCAUCCUGCAGAAGAUAGAGACUUUAAAUCUCCCAUGAAAUUCAAGAGCAGAGGUGGCUGGAUGGCUGAUCACCCUGGAGAAUUCUCUUCUUCCAAGUCCAAUAGGACCAGUUGGAGUCCCGCGGGGACACCAUCUGCUAGAAACACUAAUAUGUAUGCGAGUGGUAGUGGAAGUCGAACUCCAGGUUGGAGUUCUAAAACUUCUAAGGGGUGGAUGGGUCAACAACCUGAAGCCUCAUAUUCCCAAGGGUCAGCCGAUGCUUUCCAUCAUAGAUAUUCGUCAUCAAGGUUUGGCAACUCCAAUGAUGAUGGAUACAGGAGAGGUAAUUCAGCAUCAAGGUUUGGCAACUCUAGUGGUGAAGGAUAUAGGAGAAGUAAUUGGUGGUAGCUUUUGCCCUCGUGUUCUUUAUAAUUCCAUCUGUAAACUUGUAAAAUGACACCUACUUGCAAGUUUUUUUUAAUUAAUAACGUUCAAUUUUCUCAAGUUAUUUAUUCAAUACAAUUGUCACAAGUCUUUCAGUUUGGUCCA
Messenger RNA from Medicago truncatula (barrel medic), 2079 nucleotides. RefSeq names its product zinc finger CCHC domain-containing protein 7. Lineage: Eukaryota; Viridiplantae; Streptophyta; Magnoliopsida; Fabales; Fabaceae. The coding region runs from base 88 to 1938 and encodes 616 amino acids. Gene Ontology annotation, molecular function: zinc ion binding; nucleic acid binding. The record is from RefSeq and is a predicted model, not a curated record. The transcript has 7 exons.